Molecule: messenger RNA, 1330 nt
Organism: Bactrocera dorsalis (oriental fruit fly)
Lineage: Eukaryota; Metazoa; Arthropoda; Insecta; Diptera; Tephritidae
Product: mpv17-like protein
Exons: 4
Coding region: 330-923 (197 amino acids)
Cellular component (GO): membrane; cytoplasm
Source: RefSeq, a predicted model, not a curated record
AUCUUCUUGCUCUUGCUGAAAAGCUGAGCGCAAAUUAAAGCUCAGCAACGCUCCACAAGCGCACGUUGUGUUGGUGAAUGAUUUUAGUAACUUUGUGAGCUGACCGAAUUUUAGUUUACUUUGUGCGCGGCUGCUGGCUUGUUCAAUGGAAUUGUUAGUUGGAAAGCAAAUCGUGUGAAAUGUGUAGUUGACAAGUAGUGCCAGCACUUGAUAAAAAUCAAUAUUUUACAAAAUUAUUUAGUUAUAUAAGCAUUAAGUAGUUAUUUAUAAACAAAUUUUCCACAAGUAAUACGUCCAAACGCGUUUUAGUGAGCAUUAUAUACGCAAAUAUGUCCAGUUUUGUGAAUGUUGUGCGUGGUGUCUUCCGCCGUCAUCCCUUUCUCGCCAACAGCGCCAUCUAUGGCAGCUUAUAUGUUGCGGCCGAGUAUUCGCAGCAAUAUUUGGUGAAGCGUGUGCUGCCGGAAACCGAAGCGGAAAAAGAGGAUAUCGAUUAUGCCACAAUAGGUCGGUAUGCUGUAAUGGGUACAACCGUUUUCGCACCAACACUCUAUACAUGGUACAAAUGGUUGGAUGGCACCUUCCCUGGCACUACCAAACAGAUAAUCCUUAAAAAGCUGGUGCUGGAUCAAUUCGUGUUAACACCCUACCUGCUGACUGCUUUCUAUACAGGCAUGUCAUUGAUGGAGCAAGCUGAGGAUCCCUUCAAGGAGUUACGGGAGAAAUUUCUGCCCACAUUCACACGCUCUUGCAUCUUUUGGCUGCCAGCGCAAACUUUGAACUUCGUAAUGGUUGCGCCGAGAUUUCGUGUUAUUUACAUGGGGGUCUGCGGCUUUAUAUGGGUGAAUAUUUUAUGUUGGAUCAAGCGGCAACCUAAUGAGCUGGAGCCUGCGAGUGAGGUGAAACUGAAGGUGGCUGGUCAAUAGAGGCUUAAACUAAGUAGAUUUUUUAGAAAUUUGAGGUUUUUAAUAAUUUAGUGCACUAGCAAAUGCAAUGCUAUGAGAUUUGAGCUUAUUUUAACUUGUAUUUAGAGAAGCUUUAAAUAGCGUUUUUGAAAAAAAAAAUAUUAAAAAGAGGCUUAUAGAAUGCAUUUAGGUAUUACCAUUAGGUAAUACCAUUUUUAAAGACAACAUGUCAUAAAUUGGUGAGAGAAAAAAUUAAACGAAUUUAAGCGAAGAGUUUCGGGAGAAAACGUUUUUUGAAAGAUGUGAGAUUUGUCUUAAGUUAACAAUAAGUUACUUUUCAUAAGCUGUUACAAACGAAUUUAUUUGUAAAAAAUAAAAAAAAACAUUACAAUAAAGUCUAUUUCAUUUAAUCGAUAUUUAUCGACAAA